Tetrahymena thermophila SB210 is the source of this 1476-nucleotide messenger RNA. RefSeq names its product MFS transporter, putative. Lineage: Eukaryota; Ciliophora; Oligohymenophorea; Hymenostomatida; Tetrahymenidae. The record is from RefSeq and is a predicted model, not a curated record. The transcript has a single exon.
AUGUUGGUAAGAUGUAAUCAACCAUAAAUUAAGGAUUUGAUGUAAAAAAAAUUGUAAUUUGAAACAAAAAUAUAAAAAAGUUUUAAUCUUAAAUUACAUCAAAAAAAUACGAUGGAAAAUCUAUAAAUUGAGCUUAUUUAAUCGAAUGACAACAAAAAAUAACAUUUAUAAGAAAAGGAAAUGAGCACUUUCGGGGUAUUGCUUAGAAUUAUUUAUAUUUCAGUUGCUUUUAUCCUUGUAUUUAGCGCUAAUUUUACUUAUUAAGCUCUGUCAUCACAAAUUUAUGAUCAAUAAUAGUUUUCAUACUUAGGAAAUAUAACAUUAUUUACCUUCUUUCUAUUUGAAAGCUUGAAUUGUACACUAACAAAGCACCUUUAAUAAUUCUUUACCUACAGAUAAAUGAUGUGGGUAAGUGCUGCAGCUAUUACAGUGAAUGUUUCAACAGGUAUGUGGGUUUAAACAUGCUCUGAUUAAAUUAAUCAAUGCUUGCUUUGCAAUAAAUCAUUGUUAUAUAGUUUUUUUAUCCUUGUAGCAGCAAUAACUGGCAGUGUUGAAGGCUAAAUGUGGGUAUCUGUUAGCGGUUAUAUAGAUAUUUAUUGCAAAAAGUAUCCAGAGAAAAACGAGCUUUAUUUUUCAACAUUUUUUGGUGUUUUUUAGCUCGUUUUAGUAUUUGGAAUGGGUUUUGCUUAAAUCAGUUUUUAUACUACUUCUUUAUUUGCUUUUUACUUUGGUUUAGCUUUGUUCGCUUUUGUUGGAUUUCUUAUGAUUUUCUAUCUCCCAGAUAUGAUGCCAGAAAAUAUUAAGUAAUAAAAAGUAGAAGAAGUGGGUCUAGUUAGUAUAUUUUUUAGUUAAGAAACUAAAAAGAGUAUUCUUCACUUUUUAUAAUAUUUAAAAAACGAAAAAACUAAAUAAAUCUUCCUAUUUUUUAUUUAGAGUGGUUUUACUGUUGGCUUUAUUAUGACUUUGCUCUAUCCUUCAAUUUAAAAAUCUUUAGGUAUGCCUUUAGAUUCCUCUUUGCUAACUGAAGAAUAGGCAAAAGAGCUUAAUAUUAAAACAACUUAAGUUUAGUUAUUACUUGGAUUUACAGAGAUAGCAUUUUACUUCUUUCUUGGAUAUGUAGAAAAGAUAAUUCAAGGAAAGUAUAUUAUAUAUUUCUCAUUUUUCUCUCUUUGGAGCUCUUUGAUUUGUAUAGGAUUAACUUAUGCCGUUGAGAGUGUCUUUUUGUGCUAUCUAAGCGGUUUUCUUUGGGGAUUAGCAGAUUGUAUAUACCUAAACAAAAGUUACAGCAUUUGCACAUAUCUACUGGAUGGUACAAUCGAAAGUUACAGUCUUUUUAACUUUUGCUACGGGAUAGGUAUUUUAUCAAUGGUAAUCUUAAAUAUAUUUAUAAUGCCUAUUAGCUUCCAUUUGCUUUUAAUCAUAUUGCUAUGUGUUUCAUUAAUUUCAUACAAGCAAAUAAAGCCUCUUCUUCAAUGA